AUGCCAACCGAAUCAACACCUUCCAUUUCCCUGCCUCCAACCAACCCCUUGUCAUUAUCGCAGGGGGUUAUUAAAUGUUUUGUAUGUGGGAAUGGGAACUUGAUAAGUGGAUCAUCGACCAAUACAGGUACGAACGAAGGGAUAGUGGUUCUGAGUGAUCCGAUAGAGAGGAUUUGCGGUAGAUGUGUGAAUGCUAGGAGGAUCGGUACUGCCGUCGAGGUAGAUACAUUCGAUCUGGACCAGGAGCAAGAUAAACUUAACAGUUCGAGUAUCGAUCAAGGAGUAGAUAUAGGAUCAAGUUUAGGAUUAGGAUUGGGAUUGAGAGGGAUAGAUUUGAACGAAAGAUCGGAAAGUACAAUCUCAAAUGAUACCCAAGAAGACUCAUCAAGGGAAUCUACCCCUUCUGGUUCAUCUACGAGGAGAUGUGAAGAAGAAAGUACACCUCCUCGAAAUCGAUUAGACAAUUUAUCAAGAUCUCUUCCAACACAUCAUCCCAGACCUUGGAAAACUACUCUCAAACCAAUCAGGACGGAGCCCUCCAUCCCACCUACACCUGAAUGUACUACUUCCCUCAAUGUACAAGAGGAUGAAAGACCACCUAAUCCUCUGUUGGAUUUUACGAAAGCGAGAGUACCUUCCAUCGGCCGAGGGGCUUUGUACCCUGGAAGUAUAUUUAGAGGUACCCAGACGAGUGGGAGGAGUGCAUACGAGGUUGAGAUCCAGUUUGUUGAUGUCAACUUUGCCGAAUCGAGCAUAUCAGGCUAUCUAUCCAUCUCCCACUUGACCGAUUCUUACCCACAUCUCACAACAUAUUUCGACGGUGAAAUCAUAGGCAACAAAUAUGGAUUUAUCACUGGUUCAAGGUACGGUGCGACGGAACAUGACGAUAUGAGACAUUGGGGACGGUUCGAACAAUUUAGAAGACCCUCCACGAGAAUGGACCUCCUUAAACCCGAAUUAUACUUUAGGGAUCCAUUGCCUGAUAAAUCAAUGGGUGAGAUAAGGUCGAGGGAAAGGGAUUUUGUGUUUUUGAGAAUUAAAGAGAAAUUUUUGGUGCCGGAUCAUAAAGUUAGGGAUAUCAGUGGAGCGAGUUUUGCUGGCUUCUACUACGCAUUAGUGGAUCUAUCACCCCCUUCCGCACCUAUCGAACCUUCUACCCCUACUUCCCCCUCCACACCUAAAACGCCCUUCGGUCCACCUGCACCCAUCAUCAUUCGACGGGGAUCAAGUCAAGCGAAUGUCAGACCUGAUGGAACUAGGAGAAGGGAAAGUUCGAGUAGGUUGAGGGAUGUCCCUGUAAGAGGGGAAGCCACGAUUCGAGGGUACUAUUUCCAUUCUCUUAAUCAAGAACCUUUCCAAGAAUUAUUUCUAUCCCAUGUACCUCAAAGAAGUAGCAGCACGUUCGAGUUCAGAUAA
Kwoniella botswanensis is the source of this 1416-nucleotide messenger RNA. RefSeq lists its product as uncharacterized. The transcript has 5 exons. Lineage: Eukaryota; Fungi; Basidiomycota; Tremellomycetes; Tremellales; Cryptococcaceae. Gene Ontology annotation, cellular component: GID complex. The coding region runs from base 1 to 1416 and encodes 471 amino acids. The record is from RefSeq and is a predicted model, not a curated record. Gene Ontology annotation, biological process: protein targeting to vacuole; proteasome-mediated ubiquitin-dependent protein catabolic process; protein catabolic process in the vacuole.